UCAAAACGAGUCGUUCACGAAUCGGCCAUCACAAUCAGUGCCGUAUAACGGGAUCUGUGAUCUGACAGGGCGAUGGCUCGGACAGCAAACCGAAAAAGAAUGAAGCUGAACAUGGAAAACGAUUGUACUGCAUCGUGUUGUAUUUAAAUGCCUGAAAAACAGAGAGUGACGCCCCGGACAGCGGUAUAGUGAUGUCAGAGGAGCGUCUGUAGCCUCAUUGUCUGUAAUGCUGCUAAAUACCGAAGGUGAGGGUUACGACCGUGUGCCAUUGCCUGCCCAUGCCGGUGUCCUGCUGCGGGGCGCUCCAUCACGGCUCCUCUCCGAGGAGAAUCGUCCACAGCCAGGCAGGAAUCAGGACUUGUUUGAGCCAGCCGCGUGCUUCUGUUGGGCUGAAGAUGCUGCGGACUGCUUUCAGUUUGGAGGGAGUCGAGGAGCGGGACGAGGAACAAGAGGAUGAUGGAGAAGAUCAGAGGGAUGGUGGGAUCCCGUUCAUCAUUAAUAGGGGUGGUCUGCCCGUAAAUGAGGAGACCUGGGAGAAGAUGUGGCAGCACGUGGCCCGCAUCCACCCGGAUGGAGAAGCGCUGGGCAGGAGGAUACGGGGAACCAGCGACCUGCCCAAGAUUCCAGUACCAAGUGUGCCUACAUUCCCGGCCAGCAGCAGCAUUCCUCAUCGCCUGGAAGCCAUUCAGAGAUACAUCAGGGACUUGCAAUACAAUCACACUGGAACACAGUUCUUUGAGAUCAAGAAGAGCAGGCCACUCACAGCAUUAAUGGACAUUGCCAAGGAAAUGACAAGAGAAUCUCUACCAAUCAAAUGUUUGGAAGCCGUUAUCCUCGGAAUUUACCUCACCAACAGCAUGCCGAGUGUCGAGCGGUUUCCUCUCAGCUUUAAAACACAGUUCUCAGGGAGUCAUUUCCGUCACAUUGUGCUGGGUGUACACAGCGGGGGUCGCUUCGGUGCUCUGGGCAUCAGCCGCCGUGAGGACCUGAUGUACAAACCGCUGGAGUACAAAACCCUCAGCGACCUCCUGCAAGAGUUUCAGGCGGCCUAUCGGGGCUACUGGCACACGCUGUGCAAGGUCAAGAUUGGUCAUUAUGUGUCACAUGACCCCCACAGUGUGGAGCAGAUAGAGUGGAAGCAUUCGGUACUGGAUGUGGACAAGCUGUCCAAAGAAGAGCUGAGGAAAGAGCUGGAGAGACACACCCGGGAUAUGAGGCUAAAGAUCGGUAAAGCUGCUCCUCCGUCGCCCUCUAAAGACCGAAAGAAGGAUGUGGGAUCUCCUCUGAGGAACCCGGGCAGCCCAAUGCGCAAGAACAGCCACAGCGACAGACGGCUGUCAGUGGAGAAGAGAGCGGGGCCUGCAGCGGAUCUGAACGGAUACCAGAUCAGGGUGUGAGAGAUUCGACAUGAAGAGGAUCCUCUGCUCACUCACACCUCAAACCAUUCAUUUAGCCACAUUAGAAACAUGCACCAUAUUUAUAUUAAUUUCACAUUUAAUCUGUAAAUACAGUGCAGUUAGCCUUUAACUCUAGUAGUAGACUAAUGUACAGGCUCGUCUGUAGUGCCUUUGAUCAGAAAAAAAUGAUUCUCUUCCUUGUUUUCCAGCACAAAUAUCUAAACAUUCUUAAAUCAAGAUACAUUUACUGGAGAAGCAAAAUGACUUCAGAUAUUAAGCCUUGUUUGUAUCUUGUUUGUUAAAUGAAUUGAGUUUGUGCUUAAAAAAAAGAAUAAGGUCAGCUUUUUUUUCUGAUUUCAGUGGCAAAUAUUUGUUCUUUUCAGCAAAAACCCAGAAAAUAUUUUUUCUUCUCCAGUAAAUGUAUCUUGAUUUAAGAAUGUUUAGAUAUUUGUGCUGAAAUUAAGACAUUCUUAAGACAUUAAGAUAUUCUGAGGAAGAAGAUGAUUUUUUGCAGUGUGCUUAUACAGUCUAUGAUAAUAUGAGCAUGUAAAUCAGCAGACAGGGUUCAGUGGUUCUUCAGUGAAUGCAGCACUCGCCCCUUUGGGUUUUUAGGUUUUAUAUAUUUUUUAAUUCUUGAAAGACGUCCUCAGUUACACAUUACAAGCAACAUUUGAAGUCAACAUGAAAUGAUAACUGACUAAAUUCACGCUGCUGCUCUUAUUAAGAACGUUUCAUCAGUUCACAAUAUGCUAGAGAAAUAAAUGUUUGUCUUCAUAAUCGUUCAUCAAAAUGUAAUAACUUGCUCCACUUCUGAAACGUCUUUCUCUUUCAGCUGAUGUCAUCAGACCACCUGUCAAUCACCUGUUUUCUCUGUUAAACGAGGCAUUUGACUGGAGAAAUAAUGAGUUGUGGAUGUGAAGAUCAUUUCAUGUUGACUUUAAGAGGAUCGUGAUGCAGUUUAAGCGACAGUCUGUUUCAUUAGUUGAGAUUCUCCUACACAACAUGAACAUGAACACACACCUUUACACACUGAAGCCAAACUGAAGCGCACUGAUAUCUGAAGGAGACACUGAUGAUGAUGAUGCUGGUGCUGUUAAAUCUUCUUCUCGUCGUCUGUCUCACGUUCUCAUGAUGCAUUAGAAACACUUGAUUCCUGCCACAUGAUUAAUUACCUGCGUGUGAUUAACAGAUGUUUCCUCACGCCACUGGAAUGUCAUUCAUACACUUUUGUGACACUUGAAAUUGAAAUGUACAAUAAAUUCUUUUGUCAAAUGAAA
This is a messenger RNA of Ctenopharyngodon idella (grass carp), 2674 nucleotides long. RefSeq names its product vasohibin 1 (gene vash1). The transcript is spliced from 8 exons. Gene Ontology annotation, cellular component: cytoplasm. The coding region runs from base 279 to 1397 and encodes 372 amino acids. NCBI's taxonomy places the organism in Eukaryota, Metazoa, Chordata, Actinopteri, Cypriniformes, Xenocyprididae. Gene Ontology annotation, biological process: regulation of angiogenesis. The record is from RefSeq and is a predicted model, not a curated record.